Messenger RNA from Manihot esculenta (cassava), 2730 nucleotides. RefSeq names its product G-type lectin S-receptor-like serine/threonine-protein kinase RKS1. The transcript has 7 exons. The record is from RefSeq and is a predicted model, not a curated record. Gene Ontology annotation, molecular function: protein serine/threonine kinase activity; ATP binding. Gene Ontology annotation, biological process: protein phosphorylation; recognition of pollen. NCBI's taxonomy places the organism in Eukaryota, Viridiplantae, Streptophyta, Magnoliopsida, Malpighiales, Euphorbiaceae. Bases 50 to 2551 code for a protein of 833 amino acids.
AAAGUAAUAAAACUUCCCAGUGCUCAACUUGUAAAACAUCUCGAGCAAUAUGGGUUUUGAAAAGCUGUUUCUGCAAUCUUUUCUAUUCAUCCUCCAUUUGGUGUUUUGUUCUUCCAAAGACACCUUAACCAUAAACCAAACCAUUCAAGAUGGGGACCUUAUAAUCUCCAAGGGAAAUAGUUUUGCACUUGGGUUUUUCAGCCCUGCUAGUUCCAAGUUCAGAUAUCUUGGAAUCUGGUUCAAUCAAGUAAAACUGCAAACAGUUGUAUGGAUAGCAAAUAGAAACAAUCCAAUCAAUGGUUCUUCUGGAGUUCUAUCAAUUGAUCCCUAUGGAAAUCUCGUUCUCCAUAGCAACCAAGACAUGAGAUUUUCAGUGUGGUCUACAAAUAUCACAAUGAAAGUGACGGACACUUGUGUAGCUCAACUCUUGGAUUCAGGAAAUUUGGUGUUGUUUGAAGACAGAAGCAAAACAAUUCUAUGGCAAAGCUUUGACUAUCCUACAGAUACUCACCUUCCAGGACUGAAGAUUGGCUUGAAUCAAAGGACAGGUUUGAGCAGGUCCCUAAGUUCAUGGAGAUCACAAGAUGACCCAGCAACUGGAGACUACUUGGUUGAGAUCGACCCAACAGGAUCACCGCAAGUCUUUCUCUCCAAGGGCACAACCCGUUAUUGGCGAAGCAUGCCAUGGCCAUUGAAAGGUUAUGCGGAUUCUGUAAAUUUUACUUUCAUCAACAAUGAAUAUGAAAUUUUCACCUCCUUCUCUAUUAUCGAUGCUUCUGUUAUUACUAGGGUAGUCUUAGAUUAUUCAGGAGCGAUACUACACCAGAUAUGGCAUGAAAAGGAUGGUGAAUGGAAAAAUUGCUGGUCAGGACCAAAAUAUCAAUGUGAUACAUAUGCACAUUGUGGUACUAAUGCUAAAUGUAAUCCUCACAGAUUAAAUCUUAGAUUUGAAUGCGAUUGUUUACCUGGGUACGAACCGAAAUCUCCAAGGGACUGGAAUAUUCUGAAGGAUGCAUCAGGUGGGUGUGUCAGGAAGCGAUUAGAGUCUUCUUCACUGUGCGGAAGUGGAGAAGGGUUUGUGAAACUGGAAGACGUUAAGGUUCCUGAUACUUCUGUAGCAGUUUGGGUUGCCAUGAACAUGAGUCCCAUAGAUUGUGAAAAGGAAUGCAAAAGGAAUUGUUCAUGUACUGCAUAUGCAAGCAUAGACAUUCUUGAAAGUGGGACUACUGGUUGUUUGGCUUGGUUUGGAGGACUAAUAGACGUUGUAGAGUUUGUGGACGAGGGAUAUGAUCUUUAUGUUCGAGUUGAUUCACUUGAAUUAGCUGAAAUCAAGCGGCAAUCAAUGGGUUUUCUUGAAAGGAAGGAUACGCAAGCCAUCUUAGUAGUAUCUGUAGUUUCAGCCUGGUUUAUCAUUAUCAUAUUUGCAUAUUUAUGGCACAAGAGGAAGAAAAGAAGGGAAAGAAACAAGUGGAAUGAAAGUCUACUGCACAAAAUUGGCGAUUCAUAUUACCACAAGGAAACUAUAGUGGCCAAUGAAGUUGGAGAUAGUAUGAGUUAUCCACACAUUGCAUUUUUUGAUAUGGGCAUGAUGCUUGCUGCAACUAAUAAUUUCUCCCCAUCUAACAAAUUAGGUCAAGGUGGAUUUGGCUUGGUUUAUAAGGGUCAAUUGUCUAAUGGGCAGGAGGUAGCCAUUAAAAAGCUAUCUAAAAGUUCAAGACAAGGAAUAGAAGAAUUCAAAAAUGAAGUUAUGCUGAUUGCAAAGCUUCAGCAUAAGAACCUUGUGAAACUUCUAGGAUGUUGUAUUCAAGGAGAAGAACCAAUGUUAGUUUAUGAAUACAUGCCAAACAAAAGCUUGGACUCCCUUCUUUUCGAUGAAAGAAAUAUGUCAAUUUUAGAUUGGAGAAAACGAUUUGAUAUUAUUGUUGGAAUUGCUCGUGGGAUUUUAUAUCUUCAUCAAGACUCGAGAUUGAAAAUUAUCCACAGAGAUUUAAAAUCUAGCAAUAUUCUACUAGAUGGAAAUAUGAACCCAAAAAUUUCAGACUUUGGUAUGGCUAGAAUCUUCAAAAUAGACCAAAUACAGGAGGAGAAGACAAGGAGAGUAGUUGGAACAUUCGGCUAUAUGUCACCAGAGUACGUGGUUUUCGGAAAAUUUUCAGAAAAAUCUGAUAUCUUCAGUUUUGGGGUAAUAUUAUUAGAAAUCAUUACAGGGAAGAAGAAUAAUAGUUUCCAUCAAGAGGGUUCCUGCCUUACCUUAAUAGGACAUGUGUGGAAUUUGUGGAAAGAAGAAAGAGCAUUGGAGAUAGUUGAUCCAUUGGUGAAGGACUCAAAUUUCUCUCAUGAAGUCUUGAGAUGCAUCCAAAUUGGACUCUUAUGUGUGCAAGAAAAUGCAAAGGAUAGACCAACCAUAUUAGCAAUUGUGUUGAUGUUGAAUAGUGAAAGUAUUCUUCCUUCUCCAAAUGAACCUGCUUUUAUCCUCAAAAAAUGUAAUUCUAAAACAAAAGAAUUAUAUUCUGUAAAUGAGUUAACAAUUUCUAAUAUUACAAGUCGUUGAAAAUAUAGGCUCCACUUUGUGUUAUGGGUAGGAUGUAAAAAAAGUACUUUAUUAAAAAAAUAUCAUUUUAGAUGUUAUUGGGAACAAAUUGCUUUAAUGUUCUUAUAUUAAAUUAAAAACACAAUCAAAAUUAUGGGACUGUUGGUGAAAUGUACCCCUAGAUUUAUGCUUCAUCAAUC